Candidula unifasciata is the source of this 474-nucleotide messenger RNA. Lineage: Eukaryota; Metazoa; Mollusca; Gastropoda; Stylommatophora; Geomitridae. The record is from the annotation of a GenBank genome assembly.
ACUCAAGCCUGCAAAGUCAUGGCAGAUGAAGACGUGAGCAGACCAGACUCUCACUACAGCAGUUCUCCAGCCACGCCAAGCCUCAGCAACCCUGGCACACCACGAUCCGAAAUCUCCUUGGAUGUCCGAGCAACACCGCCUCUUUCCAGAGCCACACCACCAUUGGCCAGAUCUACUCCGCCCUUAGCACGAGCAACGCCUCCUUUAAACCAAGGCCAUUCUCUGGGACUAUCAGUUAACACUACAAAGUCAGUAACACAGGCACCAUCUUCCUCAUCCCCUCUCGCACAGAUGCAUCACCAUCAGAGUAAAUAUGCUUCCCUUCUAGCUGUCAUUGAGGACAUGGGCAGAGAUAUCAGGCCGACCUAUGCUGGGAAUAGAGGCUCCACAGAAAGGCUUAAAAGAAGCAUUGUUCAUGCCAGGAUUUUGGUUAGGGAGUGUCUAAUGGAGUGUGAACGCAGUGCUCGUACUUAA